Molecule: messenger RNA, 2268 nt
Organism: Zootoca vivipara (common lizard)
Lineage: Eukaryota; Metazoa; Chordata; Lepidosauria; Squamata; Lacertidae
Gene: CREG2
Product: cellular repressor of E1A stimulated genes 2
Source: RefSeq, a predicted model, not a curated record
GCGGAGCUGGGCGCACGCAGCUCGGGAGGCUCGGCUCCAAAAUGCCCGCGUGCUGCUGCUGCCGCCGGACUCCGCCGGUGUCCAGGGCCGCCGCGUGCCCCUGCUGGCUCUCGUGGGUGCUGCUGUGGUGCAGCUUGGCCUUGGCCCCGGCCGGCGGCUACGUGAUCGUGAACUCGGUGUCGUGGUCCGUCACCAACGAGGUGGAGGAAGAGCUGCACAGCUCCUCGAACGAGGAGGUUCUCCCCGCGCUCCUGGAAGACACCACGGCCAUCUGGAAGCAGAGCUACCCGGCCUCGGUGUACAAAGAGGAGGAGGAGGAGGACAUGAGGUCCAGGCUGGGGGAGGCGAGGCCGAAGCAGAACUCGUCCCCUUCCCGCAUGUUUUCCUACAGGAGAGCGAGCCCCAAAGGGGGAACGGAGAGCCUCGCGCCCCACGAGCAAGCGGCCAGGGCGGCCCGGUCCCUGAUCCAUUCCAGCAACUGGGGAUUCCUGGCCACGAGAUCCGCUCAUGAAAAGAUCCGGGGAGCACCGUUUGGGAGUUGCUUAUCUAUUAGCGAUGGCCCCACAGACAAUAGCACUGGAAUUCCUUUUUUUUAUGUGACUCCAAAGGACAACACAGUAGCUGAUCUCAUGAAAAAUUCCGUUGCUUCCCUGACAUUGCCAGAGGCAGAAGGAGAGAUCUGCAGAAAAACAGUCGUUGACCCUGAUGAUCCACGGUGUGUCAGACUUAUUCUUACAGGGCAGGUGGUGAUGGUGCCUCUGGAAGAAGUGGAAUUUGCCAAGCAAGCAUUGUUUUCUAGGCACCCAGCAAUGAGAAAAUGGCCUCGCAAUUAUGAAUGGUUCUUUAUGAAAAUGAUCAUUGAACAUGUCUGGCUUCAGAACUGGUAUGGAGGAAUUGCCGCCAUUGCAGUGGAGGAGUAUUUCAAAGCAGUUCCCAGUAAAGCUUGAUCAAAAUUCCAAAUAAGAGGAUUCAGUGUUUCAUAUUUACUUUGGGGGUGGGUGGGGGUGCAACUGUUUUAUAUUCCAUGGUACCGGUUAUUUAUUUAACAGUAUUUUUGUGCAAAGUACUUAAAAUGGCUCAUUUUCUCUUAAGUGGAAUAGGUUGACACAGUAUGGGCCUUUGAAAUGAAAAUGAAUGUUAAGGCUGGAGACAGAUGAUACUAGACUCUUCUUUAAGGUGUUUAAAUAUUCCUGGAUUUUUAAGAACAUGUAUACCACAGGAUGUGCUCAUUAUAAUUUUUGAAACUGGACAAGAAUCGCAACCCAAAAUGAAAUGGCCGGUAUGUAUAAUAUGGUGGUUGUAUUUCUGCACCUAGUUGUUCACACGAAACUCUAAAGAGCUGCUUAAAGUAUGUACAGAAUUUUAAUUAAGUUGACAUUAUAGAUUCCACCUUCCCUUAGGCACCCAUUUGUCUUUAAUUAUCUUACAAAAUGCUAUACUCUUAAUAUGCUUUCAAUAUGGUUUGGGGACAAUUCCGUUUCCUAACAUGCUUUUCUGGAAGACUAAAGAAGAAGUCAAGUCUUUAACUUUGCUUUAACCAUUCUGAUUUUGGCUGCAUUCAGAUUUAACUGUUGCCUGGUAUUGUGAGCAUUAGUGUUGGGCUCAUGGACACCCCCCUCCCUUCUCUUUCUGCAGUAUGAGAUUAUUAGAAGCUUUUGCUUUGAUUUUCAGUGGACAACGAUUUGUUGUGUCCGGACCUGGACGUGCUGUGUGCUUAGUGUAGCUAUGGUCUAUUGAAGCAAGCCAACUGCAAACCAUGGUUAAUGAACUUGAGUUGUUUCAGUACAUCAUAGUAACCAUGGCUCAUAGUUCAGUGGACAGUGCACUGUUUUAUUGUUUGGCAGUGACCAGACACUGCUGGUCUUCCCGCUUCCAGGCUGCUUGACAUAAUAGGAUUUUCAAAAUGUCCAUGUGUUGGGAUAAAGCCAAAAUGUACUCGUAAUUGUAACUUUUGCCCAAUAGCUGAAGGGGGAGGAUAUAGAUUUUAUUCUUCUCAAGGUGCCAUAGAAAUGUGGUCAAGCAGAUGCCCACAGGAAGCCCACAAGCACAACAGCAGUCUCACAACUUAUGCUCCCCAGCAACUUUCUACAUUGUGAAGAAGAUGGAGUGAACUAGCUGCAACAGCUGAAGUUUUUGAACAUUUCCAGAGGCAGGCCAUGCCUAACACAUUGCCAUAAUCUUACCUAGAGACACUAAUUUCUAGCAUAUUCCCUUCCCCCAUUAAAUGUUACGGAUACAUCCACACCAUACAUUUAAAGUACAUGAUGU